GACGCAGAUUAAAUUAGUUUUGGGGGAAACAAAGAGCUGGAGCGGCACAUAAAGGCUGAUGCUGGAGAAGAGUUCACACACGUAACUUUACCGAGACCUCUUUCAACACACAGAUAAAAAUGCGUGGCUUGUUUUCCACCCUUCUCAUGCUGCUUGUGGCCUUAAUGAUCGUCACUACAGAGGCUGGAAAAAACAAGAAAGAGAGGAGUAAGAAUGGUAAGGGAGGUGGAGAUUGUACAGAGUGGCGCUAUGGCAGCUGUGUGGCCAAUAAUGGAAACUGUGGAGCGGGCAUGAGAGAGGGCACCUGUAAUGAGCAGACCAAGAAAGUCAAAUGCAAAGUGCCCUGCAACUGGAAGAAAGACUUUGGAGCUGACUGCAAGUAUAAGUUUGGUAACUGGGGUGAGUGUGAUGUAGCCACAAGCACAAAGAGCCGUUCUGGGACGCUGCAGAAGGCUCUCUAUAAUGUUGACUGUCAGCAAACCAUCUCUGUCUCCAAACCCUGCACCACCAAGGUCAAAAACAAACCCAAAGGAAAGAAAGGAAAGGGUAAAGGGAAUUAAAGCGAGCGGCAGAUCCAGAGGAACAGUGAACACCCAGUGAUCAUCCGUCAGCCAAACACAACAUCUUAUUUCUCUGCUCUGUGUUCUUCAGCCUAACUCCCUCCACAGCCACAACACAAAUAGCUUUUUUCUUGGGUUUGUUUAUGACAGAAUAAUUGACAUGUUACAUGACUCUUUCACAUGUGGAGGGGCGAUAAAAUGCCAUUGUUUACGGUGUGGUGCCCUCUCUCUCUCUCUCUCUCUCUCAGUAGAACUGAAUCAAUUGCAUCUAUUUCAUAACUUUUUACUUACAAAUUUGGUUUUGUAAAAUUGUGGAAUUACAGGAUUGUAGUUCUAGUGGGGUAUAUAAGUAGUGAUUGGAUAAGUCACCUUUCUUUUUGUAGCCUAAAAUUUUAAACUUUUAAGAGUGUUGUUUCAAAUAAAUGAUUUUUCUUUUUCUAUAAACGUUGUAGUUCAUGUAAGGAUUGUUUGGGAAAAUACCCCAAUGUAGUGUAUUUUACCUUCUGACUUGACUGUGUUACUAAUAUAUCUAAAGGUGACAGAGGGUUAUAUGCAACAAGCAUUAAACUGAAUGGACUCUG
Triplophysa rosa is the source of this 1141-nucleotide messenger RNA. RefSeq names its product midkine a (gene mdka). The transcript has 5 exons. Lineage: Eukaryota; Metazoa; Chordata; Actinopteri; Cypriniformes; Nemacheilidae. The record is from RefSeq and is a predicted model, not a curated record. Bases 120 to 560 code for a protein of 146 amino acids. Gene Ontology annotation, molecular function: growth factor activity.